CUCUCUUGGACAAGUCGUGGCUUGAGAGACUAUUCUCCUCCUCCUCUGCUUCGUUUGGAACAACGUUCGUCUCUGCGAUCUUGAAACGUUGAAGGUGAAAGAUGGGAUUAAUAGGAGAAAAAAUAGACUCAAUCAAAUCUAUUCAGAUUCGGCAGCUUCUCACUCAGGCCAUCAGCCUUGGGAUGAUAGUCACGUCUGCUUUGAUCAUAUGGAAAGCUUUGAUGUGUGUCACUGGGAGUGAAUCCCCUGUGGUGGUUGUUCUCUCAGAAAGCAUGGAACCUGGUUUUAAGAGGGGGGAUAUUUUGUUCUUGUACAUGAGUAAGGACCCCAUUCGAGCUGGCGAAAUUGUUGUUUUCAAUAUUGUUGGUCGUGAUAUUCCAAUUGUCCAUCGUGUCAUUAAGGUUCACGAAAGGGAAAAUACUGGAGAAGUCGAUGUUUUGACAAAAGGUUGUGGUUUUAUUGAUCUGAAGUCAGUGUAUGUUGUUUAUCAUAUUGUUAUUAUUCAAUGCCCAUUUACAUUUUCAUUUCUAUUGUUUUCAGGUGACAAAAACCUCGACGAUGAUAGACUUCUCUAUGCUAAAGGUCAGCUUUGGCUUCAUCGACAUCAUAUAAUGGGUCGUGCUGUUGGCUUCUUGCCUUAUGUUGGAUGGGUGACGAUAAUCAUGACAGAAAAGCCUAUCAUCAAGUAUAUUCUCAUAGGUGCAUUGGGUUUACUUGUUAUAAAGUCCAAGGAUUGAGUCUUUUUGGAAAGGAAUGGACCCCUUUGGUUUAUCAUCCUUCUGGUCUUUGUUAUUUCAAUGGGUAAUAGCAUAUCAAAGACUGGUCAUUUGUUGUUUAGACCACUUUAAUAUAUUACAAUCAGAAAGCUAGCUUUUAAUCCUGGAGAUUAGAUUAUCAAAAUAAAAGAGAUUUGUUUC
This is a messenger RNA of Raphanus sativus (radish), 917 nucleotides long. RefSeq lists its product as uncharacterized. Gene Ontology annotation, molecular function: serine-type endopeptidase activity. The record is from RefSeq and is a predicted model, not a curated record. Gene Ontology annotation, cellular component: signal peptidase complex; membrane. The transcript has 7 exons. Bases 102 to 737 code for a protein of 211 amino acids. NCBI's taxonomy places the organism in Eukaryota, Viridiplantae, Streptophyta, Magnoliopsida, Brassicales, Brassicaceae.